CAAGGGAAAUGUACUCCGUUAUUGGUUAUAGACUCUCCUGUGCUUGUUUGAAAGGUUUGGAGCGAGUUAUCUCAACUAAUGAAAGGACGCUCUAAGGCGCCAGUCCAGGAAAUCUCGAAUUAUAUCUUUAUCUGACAAGUUCUCUAGCCACAUCGAGUGGGUGGGAGAAUGCAUCAAAACACCACUCACUUCGCCAUCUUCACUGAUGCGACAGGUGGAGCUGUUAUUGUACUUGAUGGACUCAUUUCAAUAUUUGGGACGUUAGGAAAUCUUCUCGUAUUAGCGGUGAUUUUCGUGGUGCUUCGUUUCUCAACAGUUUCCAACAUCUUGAUAGCGAAUUUGGCUUGUGUUGAUUUACUGACCGUGACAGUGCUGAUACCAGGCGAUAUCGCACGUCACGUGUGUGAAAGAAUGGGACUCUGUCACGUGGACAAAACAUUGGUGUUGUUGCACCGUGUACUGGCUCAGUUUAUUGUCACUGCUUCCUCAACGAGUUUAUUCUUCAUCGCCUUGGAGCGUUUCAUAGCCAUCGCUUUUCCAUUUCGUUACAAGUCUCUGUUCACAAAGACAAAAGCAACAGUAUGUUCCUUCCUAUCUUGGACCUCGGGUGCAAUAGUAACCGGUAUUUUCCAUGGUUUAAAUAUUAUUUACGUUCAAAACACCUAUUGCAUCUUGCUGCUUCUGGUUACAUUCAUUCUUUACUUUUAUAUGUUCUUUGUUGCCUUAAAACACGAAAAGAAAAUUACUUCAAUGCCAGCUAACUAUAAUGUGCGGCCAACUCAACUCCUCUGGGAGAGCAAGUCAGCCAAGACAAUGGCUAUCGUAUUGGGUGUGUACGCACUUUGCUGGUUACCCUCAGUGAUAUUUUACUCAGUAGUUCGAAAAAAUGAUUGGUUAUACCCAAAACUUCAAGUCUGGAUAAAUACAGUGUACUACUUGAAUGCCACCUUAGACCCGUUUAUCUACUCUGUGCGAAGUGAAAAGUUUCGCAGAUCUGUUAACAAGCUUCUUAGAACGUGCACAGCUCAGUGAUUUAGAGAUGCGAGGUCCAGUUUGCAUCACCUGUAUGCAGAAUGAGCAGCAUAUCGGUGAUAUUAGAUUAAAAACAGCGCCACACAACAUGCCUUUUCUCAUCAUAAUUUUCU
Molecule: messenger RNA, 1145 nt
Organism: Stylophora pistillata
Lineage: Eukaryota; Metazoa; Cnidaria; Anthozoa; Scleractinia; Pocilloporidae
Product: trace amine-associated receptor 13c-like
Biological process (GO): G protein-coupled receptor signaling pathway
Cellular component (GO): membrane
Molecular function (GO): G protein-coupled receptor activity
Source: RefSeq, a predicted model, not a curated record